This is a messenger RNA of Colletotrichum spaethianum, 780 nucleotides long. RefSeq names its product kanamycin B dioxygenase. Bases 1 to 780 code for a protein of 259 amino acids. The transcript is spliced from 3 exons. Lineage: Eukaryota; Fungi; Ascomycota; Sordariomycetes; Glomerellales; Glomerellaceae. The record is from RefSeq and is a predicted model, not a curated record.
AUGGCCUCGUCUCCCUCGGGGACAAGGGGCCAUUCAACUACAACCUGGGCAACCUACAGCAGGACCCGCCUCCCGUGGCGGAGCACUUUUACAAUAAACCCCCCCUCCCCCGUUGUCAUCGAGCUCGACGUCCACGACACCCUAACAGACACCACCAGACCCCAUCGCAACCCAAAUCACGUCCUCCGUUCUGGGCCCCGUCCGAAACUCACCUUCCUUUCCGCCAACUCCUCCAUGCCGCCUCUGCCCUCCUCCCCGCCCCAACGCCAACCCGUCCACUCGGACGCCGACUUCGCCCACCCCGCGCACCCCUUCGCGCUCGUGACCAACAUCCCGCUCGUGACAAUGACGCCCGCCAACGGCUCGACGGAGCUCUGGCUCGGCACGCACACCGCAGACGUCUCGGCGCAGGAAGGCGCCCACGGCGACCGCGCCAGCGGGCGCAUCCGCGAGCCCCUCCUGGCCGCGCGGGCGGCGGUCCGCGGGCCCUCCCAGCCCACGGUCCGCAAGGGGAGCAUCGUCCUCCGCGACCUGCGGCUCUGGCACGCCGGCAUGCCCAACUCGACGGCCGAUGUGCGCGUGAUGCUCGCCAUGAUCCGCUUUGCGUCGUGGUACCGCAACCCCAUGCGGCUGCGGCUCGCCGAGGACGUGAGGCCGCUCCUCGAGGCGGUCGACGGUCGGCUCGAGGUCCCCGUGGACUGGAUCAGCCGCGAAGAGGCGCUGCGGACAUACCUGGGGAGGGGGUUCGGCAACAGCUACGACUUUGACCAGGAGCAGUGA